Messenger RNA from Hyalella azteca, 2321 nucleotides. Its product is annotated as endoplasmic reticulum chaperone BiP-like. Gene Ontology annotation, molecular function: heat shock protein binding; ATP hydrolysis activity; ATP binding. Gene Ontology annotation, cellular component: membrane; cytoplasm; endoplasmic reticulum lumen. Lineage: Eukaryota; Metazoa; Arthropoda; Malacostraca; Amphipoda; Hyalellidae. Gene Ontology annotation, biological process: endoplasmic reticulum unfolded protein response; protein refolding; cellular response to unfolded protein. The record is from RefSeq and is a predicted model, not a curated record.
UUUUUGAAGACAAACAAGAUGCUGCAUAGAACGCUGAGGCUGCUGUGCAUUGCUGCUGUUGUGUUCAGCAGCAUUGAAGCUAAAGGCAAAAAGGAAGAUUUUGGCACAGUGAUUGGAAUCGAUUUGGGAACCACAUACUCAUGUGUUGGUAUUUUCAAGAAUGGGCGUGUUGAGAUCAUCGCGAAUGACCACGGUAAUCGCAUUACUCCUUCAUAUGUGGCCUUCACGCAAGACGGUGAACGUCUCAUAGGAGAUGCUGCCAUGAAUCAUCUGACAACUAACCCUGAAAACACAGUAUUUGAUGCCAAGAGACUUAUUGGCAGAAAAUGGAACGACAAAACCGUGCAAAACGACAUCAAGCUCUUCCCAUUCAAGGUUAUUAAGAAGAGCAACAAACCUCACAUCAAGGUGGCCACUUCUCAAGGCGACAGAGUGUUUGCUGCAGAAGAAAUCAGUGCCAUGGUUCUGGGCAAGAUGAAGGAAGUUGCAGAGGCCUACUUGGGCAAGGAAGUGACGCACGCUGUCGUCACCGUGCCUGCGUAUUUCAAUGACGCUCAGCGACAGGCGACCAAGGAUGCUGGUGUUAUUGCUGGUCUCACUGUCAUGAGGAUCAUCGACGAGCCCACCGCUGCUGCCAUCGCUUAUGGCAUUGACAAGAAAGAUAGCGAGGAGAACAUCGUUGUCUUCAGUCUUGGUGGCGGCACCUUCGAUGUGUCUCUCCUUACCAUUGAUUCAGGUGUUUUCGAAGUUAAGGCCACGAAUGGUGAUGACCAUUUGGGUGGUGAAGAUUUCGACCAGAGAGUCAUGGGACACUUCAUUAAGCUGUACAAGAAGCAUGGCAAGGACAUCAGAAAGGAUAACAGAGCUGUCCAAAAGCUCCGACGUGAAGUAGAAAAGGCCAAGCGUGCACUUUCUGCCAGCCAUCAAGUGAGGCUUGAAAUUGAAUCUUUCUUCGAGGGUGAAGAUUUCUCCGAAACGCUCACUCGUGCUAAGUUCGAAGAACUCAACAUGGAUCUAUUCAAAUCUACCUUAAAGCCUGUGCAAAAGGUCCUUGAAGAUUCCGAGCUGCAGAAGAAGGAUAUUCACGAAAUUGUGCUCGUUGGUGGCUCCACACGUAUUCCCAAGGUCCAACAGCUAGUCAAGGAGUUCUUCAAUGGUAAGGAGCCUUCUCGAGGUAUUAACCCCGAAGAAGCUGUUGCCUACGGUGCCGCUGUGCAGGCCGGAGUUCUGUCUGGCGAGGACGAUAGCGACCUGGUUCUUCUGGACGUCACUCCUCAUACUCUGGGUAUUGAAACAGUCGGUGGGGUCAUGACGAAGCUCAUCAACAGAAAUACUGUUAUUCCCACCAAGAAGUCACAGAUCUUCUCGACCGCUUCUGAUAACCAGCACACUGUCACCAUCCAAGUUUUCGAAGGCGAGAGGCCCAUGACCAAGGACAAUCACGUUCUUGGCAAAUUCGAUUUGACUGGUAUUCCUCCCGCACCGCGUGGCGUGCCCCAGAUUGAAGUCACAUUUGAGAUUGAUGCUAACGGCAUUCUGCAGGUAUCAGCUGAAGAUAAAGGCACUGGCAACAAGGAAAAGAUCACCAUCACCAACGACCAGAACAGACUGACACCCGAGGAUAUCGAGAAAAUGAUAAAGGAUGCUGAAAUGUUUGCUGAUGAAGAUAAGAAGUUGAAGGAGCGAGUGGAUGCUCGGAAUGAGUUGGAGUCUUACGCAUAUAGCUUGAAGAAUCAGCUCAACGAUAAGGAAAAACUCGGCGCUAAGGUUACGGGCGACGAAAAGGAAAAGAUGGAAGGGGCCAUUGAUGAAGCGAUUAAAUGGCUGGAAGAUCACCCCGAAGCCGAGGCCGAAGAAUUCCAAGCUCAGAAGAAGGAAUUGGAGGACGUAGUUCAGCCCAUUAUUGCCAAGCUAUACCAGAGCACGCCACCUCCUGCUGGAGACGCCGGGGGGUCAGAGGACGAGGAUUUCAAGGAUGAAUUGUAAGGAUUAUAGUCUUGUAUAGUUAUUUGAAUGUUGUUACGUAACUUGAGCAAAGUUCAUAGGGUAAUUUUCUUUCGAAUGCAUGUUGAGACCACAUGUGACGAGUGCGCUGGGUGAUGUGCGUGUACAUACUCCGAUGUCAAAGUAGAGAUUCUAUGAGUCACUCACGGUUGCUCUUCAUCGUACGGAAUGUAUUUAUUUAUAGCUAGACAUGUAGGAGCAUCGAAAGUUUUGUAUUAGAGGGCAUUUCAUCAUGCUUCAUCUUCCAUUAUCUCAUCAACUUCAUAUGGAUUGUGACUCGUGCGUGAAUGUUUUGUAUUAAAUUUGUUGAGAAGAAA